ACCUUAUUCCCUUAAGUCAAAAUUAUUUCAUCUAAAUUUUGUACGACUAUGUAGUUUCAUAUCCAUAAGUCAUAAAAAUAUCACCAACCCUUCGAAACUAACGAAAUGGCGGAUGUCGAGGAGGAGGAAGCCCCUCCAGAAGAUGGGCAAAUUGAAGGACAAGAAGGCGAGGAAGAUCUCGAAGUAGAGGGUGAAAGUGACGAGGAGGUGGGAGAAGAGGAGGCAGAGUCUGAGAACGAAGAGGAUCCUUUCGAGCUGCUCAACGAAAGCGAGCCAGAGGACGAAGAGCAGAAGGCGAUGUACAAGGAAUAUUUGGAGGUGAUCAAGGACAUCGAUGCCCAGAACCUGGUCAUAAGAGACCUGAAAGAGAUGGCUACUCGAUUAAUGAACAAGAAGUGCAAGACCUUCAAGGACAAGCAGGAAUACAAGCAACUGAGAGCCUGUCAGGAGCAGCAGGACAUCCAUCUAAAGACCCUGAUUAACAGAGCCAUACAACUACAGAAUUUCGGAUCCCGUAGGCGGUACCGAGGUCUUGAAAUGGAGGUCACAGAAGACGAGACUUCCUUCUUUACAGGGCUUCAGCCAUCUUUUUCAAGUGGUUGUCCCGCCUCUUCGGGUGAUGAAUCGUGCCAGGCGUGCUGCUUCUCAACUUCUGAAUCGGAUUCCGACUCCGAUGGCGGUUACUGCUGCCCCUAGUCCUGAUUUUGUUGGAUAAUAUAAAAGGGGUUUCGUUGUGGUACUGAAUAAAGUGGAUUUCUAAGGAA
This is a messenger RNA of Drosophila eugracilis, 764 nucleotides long. RefSeq lists its product as uncharacterized. The transcript has a single exon. Lineage: Eukaryota; Metazoa; Arthropoda; Insecta; Diptera; Drosophilidae. The record is from RefSeq and is a predicted model, not a curated record. The coding region runs from base 106 to 696 and encodes 196 amino acids.